GGCCGCCAUUUUUUGAUGGAACAAAUUACUCCUAUUGGAAGGAGCGAAUGAGGAUUUUUGUUCAAUCAAACAACUUCAAAAUUUGGCUUGCUAUCAAGAAUGGAGAUAGCUUGCCGAUGAAGAAGAUAGGCGAUACACUCAUCCCGAAGGACGAGGAUGAAUAUGAUGAAGCCGACUUCAAGAAGGCUCAAUUAAAUGCCACCGCCAUCAACUUCUUGUACUGUGCGGUCAACGCCAACGAUUAUCAAAAGAUAUCUCGUUGCCAAACCGCCAACGAAAUGUGGAACAAGCUCAUGAUCACAUACGAAGGUACGCCUCAAGUUCGUGAAUCAAAAAUUGAUUUACUAACCCAUGAAUAUGAGCUAUUUGCUAUGAAAGAGAACGAACUUGUGGAGGACAUGUUUAGAAGAUUUUCAAACAUCGUCAACGACCUUGAUAUGCUUGGAAAGACGCUCACCGACAAGGAGUUAGUGAGGAAAAUCCUGCGAAGUCUAACCAAGGAAUGGGAGUCAAAGGUUAAUUCCAUCUACGAAGGCCGAGAUUACAAUGUUAUCACAUACGACGGUCUCAGAGGAAAGAGAAAAGAGGUCUUAACUCCAUUGUUAUACCAAAGGAAGAAGAAGGAGAAACAAGAAGAGGUGUUCAAGUCCAAAAUCCAGAAUCCAAAACGCAGCAGCAACUUCUUCGUCAAUUCUGAACUUUCGGAGGUUAUUUUCAAGAAGAUUGGGCAUAGGAAGCUCGAAGUUGAUAGGGGUGACUGUACGUUGAACGUUCGUUGAGGCGUAUUAUUUUCUUUCUAUAUAUCAUUCCGACCUCUACGAUAUCAAGGCGAGUACAUUGCACCCUAGUAACGCAAUCCUUGGUUGAAUAUAAAUCUAGAUAUAUCGUUAGGAUUGAUUGUCAUAUUAUAAGUCAUUUAUGCUUUAAGAUCAAACUCACCAAACUCAUAAAAGUUAAAAUAUGUUUUUCUUGAUACUUUUUCUUACAUAAAUAUAUAAGGGUUAGGAAU
This is a messenger RNA of Cuscuta campestris, 1009 nucleotides long. The record is from the annotation of a GenBank genome assembly. NCBI's taxonomy places the organism in Eukaryota, Viridiplantae, Streptophyta, Magnoliopsida, Solanales, Convolvulaceae.